UUCGCUGCGUGGGCUACGGUGGUCAAGGACUCGGAGGUGGAGCCGUCUGGCCGAGGGCCUCUCCUCCCACGGAUGCCCGCUCGUCCACCCGUUCGCUGACCUAAUUCGCUCGCUGACCUGGUUCCCGGGCCGCUUCGCGCCCUCCCUGUGCGUGUCGUAGGACGUGUUUGUGUUUUCCCGCGGCCGCCAGUCUCUGCUGGGGACUUGCUUGAAGCAAGGAGCAGGGGUCGUUUCAUCCUGUGCCGCAGCCUCUCGUGGUUUGGCUCACAGCCGGCGCAGGCUCUUGCCUUCUGUUUUUGUUUUUGUUUUUUUGCGACUUUAAAUAGCAGUUAUUAUGUUCCAGAUUUUGGGAUUUCUAGGAGAAAAGAUCAAAAAGGCAUCAUCGAGCAUAGACUCUUUUCCUGAAUAGUUAAGCCUAAAAUGGCCACAGCCUUGGCCCUUCAGACUCCAGAGAUGCAGGAGGGACAUCUGGCAGUAAAGGUAGAAGAACAAGAGGGGGAUAACCCUCAUACAAGAGAGAUCUUCCGUAGACGCUUCAGGCAGUUCUGCUACCAGGAGACCCCUGGGCCCCGAGAGGCCCUCACCCGGCUCCAGGAGCUGUGCCGACACUGGCUGCGCCCCGAGACCCACAGCAAGGAGCAGAUCCUGGAGCUGCUGGUGCUGGAGCAGUUCCUGACCAUCCUGCCUGAGGAGCUCCAGGCCUGGGUGCGGGAGCAGCACCCUGAGAGCGGGGAUGAGGUGGUGGCCGUGCUGGAGGACCUGGAGAGGGAGCUGGAUGAGCCAGGAGAACAGGUGGAAGAUAGGAAAACAGAGGUCCCAACCUAUGUCUGUGAACAGGGAGAGUUUGUGAAGGAGAAAGCAUCCCGGGGAACAGCCCACGAGUUGUCAGGUGGCCGGCUCCAAACCUUGGAAGAGCUGCAUCAGUGCAAUUCUCGAGAGAUGUGCCCGGUUCAGGAGAUCGGUGAUGGGGCUGGGACUUGGAAUGUGGAGUUAGCCCCAAAGAGGGAGCUUUCUAAAGAAAUGAAAUCUCUUGUGGAAGCACCUGAAAAAUCGAAUGGUGAUAUUAUUCAGACGCCUGAAUGUGGAGACACCUGUGACCAUGAGGGCAGAUUGGAAAGGCAGCGGGUGAGCUCUUCAGUGGAGAGACCCUAUAUCUGUGGUGAAUGUGGGAAGAGCUUCACCCAGAAUUCCAUCCUUAUCGAGCACCAGAGAACACACACAGGCGAGAAGCCCUACGAGUGCGAGGAGUGUGGACGGGCCUUUGGGCAGCGGUCAGGCCUGUUUCAGCACCAGAGACUCCACACUGGGGAGAAGCGCUACCAGUGCAGCAUCUGUGGCAAAGCUUUCAGCCAGAAUGCGGGGCUUUUCCAUCACCUCCGGAUCCACACGGGGGAGAAGCCCUUCCAGUGUGGUCAGUGCAGUAAGAGCUUUAGUCGACGCUCCGUCCUCAGUAAGCAUCAAAGGAUUCACUCUGGGGAGAGGCCUUACGAAUGUGAAGAAUGUGGCAAGAACUUCAUUUAUCAAUGCAACCUCAUUCAGCACCGGAAAGUGCACCCUCUGCUGAGUCCAGCCAGCCCCUUGGAACAGGUAGGGCAACAUUUCCUGACAUCAGACCACAGAGGCGGCGAGGAGCCGGCGGAGGCGCGCUCGGGGGUCGUGACGCACUUCCGGUCUUGCGGGCGCCGCUGUCCCAGGGUGCCCCUUCCGUCGCGGGUGCGGGCGUGGGCGGGAGGCUGGUUCUCUGCCCGCAGGCAGGAUGGCUAUAGCCUGGACCCACAAGACCUGGGCAGCCUUGGCGGACACAGGCGCUGCGCAGCGCUGGUGUGGUCCGCAGGUGGUGUUUUUGCCGGAGUACUAGUGAAAAAUCCUGGGGGAAUGAUCGUGGGAUUGCACGUAGUGCAGGGGAGGCUCUCACUGAAAUACGGCAGCGUGACCUGCAUAAUGUCGAGGGGCCGAGGGCAGCGCCUCGUGAGAUCCUAUGGCCAAGAACGGGUCCACAAGCAGUGCAGCCGCCUUGCAGAAGAGACCAGGCCGAGGGCUGCAGCUGUGCCAGUUAUGCUCAUCAGUAUGCUGGCACUAUCUAGGCACCCGGUGAACUGUGGCAUCCACGGAUUUCUUCAGACGAAACUUAAGGCAGUUCUGCUGGGAGGAUUCUUCUGGGCCUCAGAAGGCCAACUCCAGACCCUCUGCUGUCAGUGGCUGAGACCAGAGUUGCACAGCAAGGAGCAGGGCUUGGACUUUCUGGAGCCAGGGCUACUGACCACCCUGUGGGAGAGCUCCCAGCCCAGGUGCAGGAGCAGCCCAGGGGAUAGGGAGGAGGCUGUUGCUGGACUUGGAAGGCUUGUCCAGGAAGCUGGAUCAUCCCAGACAAAGGUCCUCCUGCAGCGACAGGAAGGGACCCAGGGGCAAACAGCUUAUGUGGCAGCAGCACAGGACUCACCCCAGAGUUGGCUCCAGCCAGAAUGGGUCAGCUCACUUCUGAACCUUGGGAGCUGCACCCUGUUCAGGAGAAAGUCUGUUCUUAAAUCUCUUGUAAUCAGAGCAUUUCCCCGAGUAUCGUCAAUUAACCUGGAGGAGGCUUUCAAAGCACAAAGUAAAUUGUUAGAGUUUGCCAUUUUUGCCUGUGGUGUAGCCUGUGUUAGAAGGGAUGGCUUCUCCCUCGGGUCGGCUCAGGACGAACUUGACCAGGGAUUCUUGCCAAAAGCGUUGACAAAGCUUUUGAAGACAGACACGAUGGCAUCUACUUGGGCAGCCCAGGCCCACGAGGACCCGGAUGAGCUUUUGGAAGUAAAGAUCGAGGAAGAGGAAAAGGAGUGUAAGGAUACCACCACACGGGAUCAGAACCUGCAGAAGAACAACACCCACAGCAGAGAAGUCUUCCGGCAGUACUUUAGGCAGUUAUGCUACCGGGAAACAUCUGGGCCCCGCGAGGCCCUGAGCCGGCUCCGGGAGCUCUGCCACCAGUGGCUGCGCCCUGAGACCGACAGCAAGGAGCAGAUCCUGUUGCUGCUAGUUCUGGAGCAGUUCCUGACCAUCCUGCCCGAGGAACUCCAGGCCUGGGUGCGGGAGCAGCACCCUGAGAGUGGGGAGGAGGUGGUGACCGUGCUGGAGGACCUGGAGAGGGAGCUGGAUGAGCCCAGAGAACAGGUCUUGGUCCACACUGAGGAACAGGAAAAGCCCUUGCAGGACAUGGGCCCUCUGGGGACAGAGCAGGAGCCCAGCACGUCCCUUCCACCCCUGACGGUGCAACUAAAAUUUGAGUCUCUGGAACCUGAAGCCCAACCAGAGGAGCAAGUUUCAGGUGUUGAGACUGGAAAGGAGUACAGGAAUUUAAAGCAAGAAGUUUCUGAAGAAAUGGAACCAUGUGGGAAUAUGUUUAGGUUUGAAAGUGAAGUAUUCUGGUCCACUCGAUACAGAAAAGUUAAUGAAUCUGCAGCAAAAGCAGAAGAGUCUUCUGGACACUCCAGGGAAGGUGAACAAUCUACAGGUGAUGAAAACAGAGUCAGUUUGGCUGGACAGCAGAUGGUCUAUCUGGGAGAAAAACCUCACGAGUGUGAGGAAUGUGGGAAAGGCUUUAGUCAGCACUUGCACCUCGUAGAGCAUCAGAGGGUCCAUACUGGGGACAGGCCCUACAAAUGCGAGGAAUGUGGAAAAACUUUCCGUGGGAGAACUGUACUUAUUCGGCACAAAAUAAUACACACUGGAGAGAAACCAUACAAAUGCAAUGAAUGUGGCAAAGCCUUUGGCCAGUGGUCAGCUCUUAACCAACAUCAGGGGCUUCACACAGGAGAGAAGCACUAUCACUGUAAUUAAUGUGGCAAAGCCUUCAGCCAGAAAGCAGGCCUCUUUCACCAUCUCAAGAUCCACACAAGAGACAAACCAUACCAUUGUACUCAGUGUAAUAAAAGUUUCAGUUGGCGCUCGAUACUUACUCAACAUCAAGGAGUUCACACUGGGGCGAAGCCCUAUGCGUGCAGCAAGUGUGGAAAGGCCUUUGUUUAUAACUCAUCCCUCAUUUCCCACCAGGAGAUCCACCACAAAGAAAAGUGCCAUCAGUGUAAGGAAUGUGGGAAAUCCUUCAGUCAGAGUGGCCUUGCUCAGCAUCAGAGGAUCCACACUGGGGAGAAACCCUACAAGUGUGAUGUAUGUGGAAAAGCCUUUAUUCAGAGGACAAGUCUUAGAGAACAUCAGCGAAUUCACACUGGGGAGAGACCUUAUAAAUGUGAUAAGUUCGGGAAGGCCUUUACUCAAAGGUCAGUCCUCACAGAACAUCAGAGAAUCCACACUGGAGAGAGGCCCUACAAGUGUGAUGAGUGUGGGAAUGCCUUCCGAGGAAUAACCAGCCUCAUUCAGCAUCAGAGAAUCCACACUGGGGAGAAACCCUACCAAUGUGAUGAAUGUGGCAAAGCCUUCAGGCAAAAGUCAGAUCUUAGUAAACACCAGAGAAUCCAUAACAGAGGUGGUCCCUGUAAAUUUAAAGAGUGUAGGGAAUCCUUCAGGCAAACUUCAGCUCUAAUUCAACAUCAGAUUAUCCACAGAGGAAAAAAAUCUGUUUCUGUAUGACAACUAUAGGGAAACUGUCUCACAAUGGAGGCUGGAGAGAAAUACUAGCUUUCAAAUCCUUUAGGGCAAAACGUCAGUCACUUGCUAAAAGGAAACCUCAGAUAUUUUACAAAGAAUUCACUGUGUGCUGCCCAUUCUCUCAGGUGCUGUGGAGAACAAGACGCAGAACACCAAAUUAUCCUUCUCAAAAGUUUUACAAUUUAGUUUGGGAUUUCUUAAGAUUCACGUGUGAGGUUAGAUCAUCAAAUGGCAGCAGGGCAGGAGGAUUGAUGAGUCCUGUAUCUUUGAAGUGGCACCUGGCACACAGUAAAUGCUACCAAUUCUGGAGGACAGAUCACUGAUGCCUAAGCAGGUCAAGAAGGAUUCUAUGGAUGAUGAGGGUUAGAUGGGCAGAUUUGGAAAGCAAAACGGGAAACAUUUAGGGUAAAGGAGAUGUAAGCAGAGGCAAGAGUGCUCAUGGUUUGGAAGCAUCCAUGCCAACCUGAGGUAGACCAGCUUCAGUUGGACAGUUGAUGGCAGUAAGCUGGAAACAGAACUUGGGGACAGAUUGGGAGGGCGAAAGAGCCUCUUAACCAAAGGCACUUACAGAACACUCUUAAUGAAUUCCUAAAAUAUCUCUGUAAAUUAAAAUUCUUCUCCUUUUUUUUUUUAAGGAUUUAUUUAUUCAUGAGAGAGGCAGAGACACAGGCAGAGGGAGGGGCAGGUUCCCUGUUGGGAACCCGAUGUGGGACUCAAUCCUGGGUCCCUGGGAUCAUGCCCUGAACCAAAGGCAGAUGCUCAACUGCUGAGCCACCCAGGCAUCCCAACAUUUCUCUCCUUCUUAAAAGCAAGGCUACCCUUGCUUAUGGAGAUGGUGACAUAGCCCUAACAUCACACAAAGGGAAAGGCCAGCCCCUGAAGCCUGGGUCUCUGACUUCAGGUCCUAUCCGUUGCUCUAGGGAUUCCUCUGAGCAUCGGAAUCACCCAUGGAGCUUGUUGAAAUGCCUGUAUCCCACUCACAGACAUUCUGCUUCAUUAAGUCUGGAAUGAGGGCCAAGAAUCUUCAUUUGUAUAGCUCUGUGGUCACCUGAUUGUAAAUCUGAGAAACAUUGCAUUGAAUCCCAGCUCCCUUCAUGGUUGCCUGUGGAGUGAUUAUGCCUAGAAACAAUCUGUGUAAACAGGGACCCAUGCAGAUUUGAGGCAUAAAGAAAGCCAGGUGCUACCAGUGCUUUAGUGGACAGGGAACUAGACCACUUUCCAGCCCCUAGGGCUUCAGAAUGGCCUUCCUACUGUUUCAAACUUAAGGCUUUCAAAAUAGACUAACCUACAUUUGAAGGCUUCCAGGGGUCAUCUGAGCACACGGCUGUGUAUGUUUAGUUAAGGGAGGGUGCUAGAGUUCUGUUUUACUCCUAACCUCUCUUUUUACCCAACUAUAUAGUUCUCACGUUCUGAAUUCCCUAAUAAGUGCUCUCUAGAACUAGUUUACAAUUUUUUGAUCUAUAUACCUUUUUGAGCACAUGAAAGAGCCAAAGAUUGGUGACUUUGUCCCUUGGGACUUGUGAAAACACAGAUCAACUGAUAACUGGUUAACUUUACUCCUGUAUUACUGAGUAAAUAGUUAUGUCCUAAUGAAGGCCUAUGAUUAUUGUUGUGGAUAAUAGGCAGCCAUGUAGAGGCAUGUAUGGCUCCUGGUCUUUUUAUUUUUACCAUUUUUUUAAACUUUCUUUUUAAAUAAAUUUUUAAAUUUAUUUGACAGCACAAACAGGUCAAGUGGCAGGCAGAGAGACAUGGAAAAGCAGACUCCCCGCUGAGCAGGGAGCCUGAUGUGGGGCUGAGGCUCAAUCCCAGAAUCCUGGGAUCAUGACCCAAGCUGAAGGCAGAUGCUUAAGUGAGACACUGAGGCACCCCUGUUUAUCUUUCUAUUUACAGAGACUAUAACCUUCACUGAGCUGUCUCCCCUUAUUUCCUUCCCUUUCUACCUUGCCAUGGCGGACUACAAUUUCUGGGGCUACCUCCUCACCCCACCUUAUCCCAUGUGGCUCCAGGAUCCUCUCCACCCCUCACCUCUAGCUGGUUAGUGGGCUUGAAGUGGUAAGAUAGUGACAGAAGGGGGUGGUGAAAGACAAGGGUAACUAUCCUUUGGCUACUCCUAUCUCCCAUUGCAUCCAGCCCUGUGUCUUUAUCCCAUUUCCUCCCUGCUCCUGUAAUGUACUUGGUGUCCUUUCCCAGUGGCCCCUUUCUCUUGCCCCUCUAUCCACAGUCCUUUACAGAAAAUAAGCAUAUCAUCACUGACUUGGAACCAGAAGAGUCUCUGGAGAAAUAGAUAUGUAGCUUCUAAACUUGUAGGUGUGAGCACAUUUUCCUAUAAAAAUAAUAAUGGUAUCACUACUAUAAUUUAGGCAUAUUAUGUAUCACAUUUGCUUUUGGGAUUGGAAUUUACAUGACUGGGAAAACAUCCUGAGUUCACAAUAGGGGAAAGCAAAUGAACAUUUGAAAAACAACUCAAUCAUAAGUUGAAAACUCUUUAGGGUGUUUAUCCUACGACCAGCAUUGGUGCUGAGCCCAUGAGACACUGAAGCCACCAGGGCCGGACACCUAAUUUUUUUACAUCCAGAAAUCAGUUUGUUGCCCCGAGUGAGCCUGAGUGUACUCAGCCGUAUGCUCCUGUUCCCCAGCUCACCCUGCCAUGUGUCUCUCACUCUCCUGCAAGUUCUCUGCUACUCAGUGAUGAGAACCCACGCACGCCUUUCCUCUAUACCAGCUGAUGCUAUCUGUCCUUGCCAUCAGAUCUGGUUUCAGACACGGUGUCCAAACUGAAGUUACUCUUCAUAGUCCCUUCGAGCCUCUCUCAUAAUCUUACUAUUUACUGGAACUCAAUUCUUAUUUUCUGUUUGCAGUGCUAUUACUUGCAGGUUGUGCAGUUCAUCUGCUUAACACGUUCUUUCAACGCAGACACAUCCUCCAUCUGCCUCUGAUGUCCUUAACUGCCUAACAUAAAGGAGCUAUAGACAGAGACCCAGAGCAGCAGGAUGUACCCCUUCAAUAGGAUACAGUUCAUCACUGGUUUAAAAGUGAAGGUGGGGGCUUUGUUCUGAUCGCUUCUUGCACUUGUAUAUAGUUGCAGAACCAAGAAAGGGUGGGAUGGCAUGGAAUUUCCAAGUAGGCAUCAGAGGGGUCAAACUAUCCAGGAUAAGGAGAAAAUAGAGUGGAAUAAUGCCAGCUAAACUGGCAACACAGAAGGCGAAGGCCCUGAGGGGCAAGUGGGGGACAUGACGGGUUAGAGAUGAAACUGGGGAAUGUGGUGAACAGAGUGCCCCAUGACGAAGUCCAGAGUAUAUCUUUAUGGAUAAAAGGUAGACAUGCUAUAACCGUGACAGCAUCUAGAAAUUAGGGUCCUUUGGAGUAGCUUACCUUUGUGGAUUUUGAAAUCAUCAACAAUAACAGGCGGUAGGAUGGAAAAGAAAAAUGUGAAAUUGAAGCAAGUCCAAGGUAGAAAUAAGGUCAGUCGAGAAUAGUAACAUAACAGCCAGGUUGAAGAACUGGUGUAACAUUCAAAUGAUGAAUCAUGAAGUGGUGGCUUAGAAAUAAGGAUGAGUGAGAUUGCCUGGCUUUUCUAAUUGAUUCAGGGUAAACAAGAUAUUGAGUGUUUAAGACAAAAAAAGAAAAAAAAACUUGGAGAGAUUGGGGGAGAAUCAAAGUACUAAAACAGUGAAAAGGGGGCUUUAAAUGAAAAGUAACCUGACAAACGGGGUCCAGGAUUUAAUGGAAAGGGACAAAGGGAUGAAAGCUGGGGCCCCCCUCAAAAAAAAAAACCCCGUUGUAUGAAGAGGUUGCUGGAAUUUUAGGUGGGAAAUAAAGCUAAUGAGGAAGCAGAAUGGAAUUGAGUAGGGCUCUUAAUUGAGAAUGUCUAUUGUGUGGUGAGGCCAGCUGUAGAGAGCAUGAAGAUCCAAGAAGAGCAGCUCUGUACUCCUGUGCUCUGAACAGAUCCCUUAUUGGCUAUCUUUGCAAGUCAAGAAAAGGAUUUGUUAAUGCCUAACAUUAAUGGCUUACCAAGGGCCAGACACUACUAUGUGCUUUAUUUUUAGCUGGGGAAACUGAAAUCAAAGCCAUCUGAGGUCACAAAAUUAUUGUGUGGUGGAGCCAAGCUUUGAACCCAAGCAGCCCAAUUCCAGAGCCCACACUUCCUGUUUACUUCAGUUGAGGGAACCCUGUGUUGCAGUGGUAAUCAGUGUCUCUAGUAAUGAUCUGUGUGGAAACUUUCUUACUCUUGUCAUUAUUCUGAAAGAUAUGUUAGAAACCCCAGAGUCCUAGGUCUAAACACCCAAGGUAAUAUCACCACCCUCUUUGCACACCAAAUCUUGAAUGAGGUUUGGUCAGCCUAACAUGAACCCCAAUUCUUGUUGCCUACCCAAGGAGGGUGUCCACAGGAGACAUUCCACUAAAAGAGGGCUCUCUAUAUGUUUAUAGGAAGGGAUCACCCUCCAUUCUGACAGAAUUCAGGGUAUUUGGCAGUUUUCACUAAUACAAAUGAUAAAGAUUUAGAUGUCCCAUUAUGGGUCUAUCCAAUAACCCAUAUGGAUCUACCCUUGAUGAGGGUUUUAUAUUUGUAGCUAACACCACUUCUAAGAUUGAAGGAAACAUAAGUAUAUAAAAUAGUUUUUUCAGGUGUCUCUCCUGGCACCACAAGCCCAGAAUUUGAGCAACAAGUUGUCCUAUUCCUCUUAGGGAUUAUCAUUUGAUAACCUUUAAUUAAAUAUUCUCAACUUUUGUCCUUUCACACUUAAAAGUUCUCAUACCACAGUCUCUAGCAGUUCAUUUUAUUGGAAAUUUCUUUGGAUUCUCUCUCAUUCCAAAUGUUUUUGGGGGUAAUUGGUAAGGAGUCCUUGCACAUUUAUUACUCAUGUAUAGUUUUUUUGUGUAUAUAUAGAGAGGAUAUAUGUAUGAAUGUAUUUUAUAAAAAAAUGUUGUAUGUAGGCUUUAGACGUAAUUUGAUUUUGACAAAGCCAAAUAAGUAAAGUCAGUUGAGUAACUCCUUAGCUCACAUGGUAAGACCAUCAUUGAAAGCCAGCAGUUUUCAUAUUGGAAACCACUGACUCCCGGGUCUGAAAACCCAUUGGCUCCCAGAGCUUUCAGCCAACACAGUUGAAAGUGGUCUUUGGGGGAUGCAUGUUUGUUCCACCAGUCAUCUUACCCGGAAUGGCCUGGUCCAGGCUAUCCCAAGAAGGACCUCAAAGUGGGGGUCAUUUGUCCCUUGUGAUUUAUGGUUAGGAUUUUAUUCAUUCCUCUAUAAGCUUGAUACGUAUAUUUCACUUUCAUCUACUGCAUCAGUUGUGCCUACUUGAAAAAUAUUUAGGAGUGGGCAUCUCACCAUCUCAUACCCGCUAACGGACCUGGCAGUGUAGGUACUAGUUUUCCAGGCAUACUAAGUGAAUUCGGGCAGACCGAUGGCUAUCCUUGUGUCAGUGUCUCCAUAGGGAAAGUGGCAGUACUAGCCGCCACGUGAUUGGGCCGGUACAUGAGUCGCUGGGUUCUGUAGACCGUGCUGAGAACAGUGCUUGGCGCUCUGAGGUUCUUAACAGCCAUCUGCUGCUGCUGCGUUCCCGUGGGCGCUCCAACCGCGGGCACCAGUCGUCUGUGGCCACUGCAGGAUUCCCGGGCCAACUGCCUGCUGCGGCUCCCUCAGGACCCAUCUCACUCAGGCUGACGAAGAGAGGGCUCCCCGCCCUGUCUCCGCCCCUGCUCGUUAUCUCAGUAUAGCCCGGGUUAGCGACGUUUGUCCUGGGAGGGUGGGCCCCCUCAUCUGCCCUUGCCGCAGGGAUGUUUGGCAGGGCGGGGACAGCCAAGGCAAUCACCGAGAGGAGGAAGCCUCCAGGUUCCUAGGGGAGAUCCACGGCAGUGCAGGAGGAGAGGAGGCACGCUGGGGUGGGAGUGUGUCCGACAAUGGAGAGCUGCAUGGGAGGGUCAAGGAUGGCUUCCGAGUUGUGAGGUGUAUUAGGAUACCUGGGUUGUUAGGAGGAGGAAAGUCUGGGGCCCGGCUCUUGUGAAAGCAAAAUUGGGUUGGUCGGGAGAUGAUCCGCCUCAUGACUCUCCCUAGAGUAUAGGUGACGCUGGAGUGCGAGAAAGGAUUAGGAUGGUUGUGUGCUGUAUUGAGUGAUUCAAUCUCUACCAUGGUGUCUCAACUGUCUGUGGGAUUAUGAUAUUAUCUACUUAAAUGAGUAAAUUUGUAGUCACUUUUAAAUAUUAGCUGUUAUUUCAUUUCUGAUGUUGUUUUCUUUACUGUUUAUUUGGGAUUCUCUAAAAGGGAGAACCCAGGAGAAGAGGGUCAUGGUCUUUCAAGCUUUAUUAACAUUUAGGAAGUAAGAUUUUAGUACUUAGUGUUGGUGCUAGCUAAUAAUUUGCAAAGUCACUCCCACUCUCCUAAUUUAUUUCGCUUCCUGACAGUUCCUUUUUCCUUCAGUGCCUUGUCUCCUAAGUGAGCUCUUGAGGAAAAGAACUUAAAAUUGAGAGUUUCUGUUAACAGUGUUACUUUGUUCCUUGUAGUUGUUUGUUACUAACUACAAGGAAAUACUUCUGAAGAACCAGUGUGAACUCGAGGCUGGAGUGAAUCUUCUGAGCGCUCUCCUCUCAGAAUGGCGGUCCUCCUGUGCAAAGGUCCCUACUAGUGACUGAUGGCAGAGGGAGAGGGCUAUGCCUGGGAUCGUGCUGGCAGAGAAAUCAUGGACAUCCCUUCAGACUUGAAGUUGCUACUACCAAGAGGCAGCUACCUGGGCUCCAAGGGCUGUCAGAAGUCUCAGAGCUUUGCCUACAGUUGCUGAGAUCAGAAACAGACCAAGGAGCAAGUGCUGAAGCAGAUCCUGACACCUACUGGGGAGCUGCAGACUCAGGAAGGGAUAAUAUCCAGAAUGUGGAGAAGAGACAUCGCUGAUGCUGGAGAAGUUGGAGACAGCUUGGAGGAAGAGCCAUCAGAUGGUGUUACUGAGAAUGAAAAUAAGGACUUGUCUCCAACAAAAAAAUUAUGAAGAUGCUAAAUCAUGUGGUAGUUCUAUCUCUGUAGAACUGCAACACCUAUGCAGUAAGUGUAGUAAAAGAUUUAGUAACUGGUGAGUCCUUACUCGACAUCAGGGAGUCCAAAUGACAAAGAGAAUCUCUUGGAGAACAAGUUUGGAAAGGCUUUUGUUUAUGGCGGGUCCCUCUUUUCCCACCAGGAGAUACAUCACAAGGAAAAAUGCUCAGUGUAGGAAAUGUGGGAAAGCUUUCAGCUAUAGUGGACUUACUUUACAUCAGAGAAUCCACAUAAAGGAGAGACUGCAUAGAUGUGAUGACUGUGAGGAGGCCUUCAUACAGCACCGAAACCUUAUAGAACCUUACAUGGAGGAAACAGGAAUGCCUUCACCCACAAGUCAGGACCAACUGUGCACCAGAGAGUCUAUGCAGGAGAAAAAUCAUAUAAAUGUGAUGAAUGUGGAAAUGUUUUGCAUGGAACCAUCAGCUUUAUUCAUCAUUGAAGAAUUCACACUACAAGGAAACCCAGACAGUGUGAAGAGUAUGGAAGUCUUCAAACAGUGGUUGGACCUUGGUUAACAUCAGUGAAUCCAUACCCCAGAAGUUCUUAUAAAUGAGAGGAUCAUGGGAUGUUGCAUGGACAGAGACCAAGUCUCAACAACAGAAUCUCCACAUUAUUGGAAAAUUAAAUUAAUGUAAAAAGGCAAGUUGUAUGGGGAAUGGGUAUUCUUAAUUGCCCAAUUUAGCCAGUAAAAACAUUCAAUGAAUGUCUCAGGUCAAGAAAAGAAAAUGUCAGCCAUUCUUUUUUGCAUUCUAGAGGAAUCUAUAGAUGUAAGCAACCAGAACUUUUGAAAUAAGGUGCUCAUCUGCAUCCCAGGAUCUGUGUUACUGUCUUCUUGAUGACUGUGUGUACAUGUUUCUGCCAGGCCUGCUGUAAUCUCAUAUUUUAAUUCAUUCAACAACAGUAGAUAUUGUCUACUGUUAUAUUUUAUUUUUUUUAUGAGCUAAAUAGGCUUAUGUCUGUACCCCAGGACACAAAAAUUACAUUUAUAAAGUUGGACACUUUCCUAAAUUUGAGAUUGCUUCUGUGUUCUCCAGCAUAAGACCAUGUCAGUGUCCCUUAGAGAAUAUGUAUAUUCUACCUUGGGUUUGAUUGUUUAAGAUAGUGAAAGAUAGGGAUGCCUGGGUGGCUCAGCAGUUGAGUGUCUUCCUUUGGCUCAGGGUGUGAUCCCAGGAUCCAGGAUCAAGUCCCACAUUGGGCUCCUGCAUAAAGCCUGCUUCUCCCUCCGCCUAUGUCUCCUCUCUCUUUGUGUCUCUAUGAAUAAAUAAAUAAAACUCUAAAAAAAAAAAAAAAGAUAGUGAAAGAUAAUUCACAGACAACUUAUUGAAAGAUAAUGAUGGAAAUACUUUCCCUUACAAAUAAUGCAUAAUAUAACGUUGUGAAGGCUAAUACUUUAACUUAUUAUCCUUUUUCAUUUGUAAAACAGGCCAAAAGAGGAAAGCAUCUUUAGAAGCUCUUCAGCAAGUUGUUAAUAUGGCCUAAUCUCUGUGAGAGAGAAUGAGGCUUAUAUAAUUAAUCACUAAAUAUAGGAAACAUAGAUUUUAAAACUUUGCAGUGAUUAUUUUAGAACUCUGAGUGUAUUUGCUGCGCAUUCCUAAAUUUUUUUGAAUAGAUACUACAGAGGGCAUUUGGGUGGCUCAGCCAGUAAAGCAUCCAACUUUUUUUUUUUUUUAAAGAUUUUAUUUAUUCAUGAGAGACCCACAGAGAAAGAGACAGAGACAUAGGCAGAGAAAGAAGCAGGCUCCUCGCAGGGAGCCUGAUGCAGGACUCGAUCGCCUGACCCAGGAUCACACCCUGGGCCAAAGGCAGAGGCUCAACCACUGAGCUACCCAGGCGUCCCAAGCAUCUGACUCUUGAUUUCAGUUCAGGUCAUAAUCUCAGGGUCAUGAGAUUGAGCCCUAUGUUGGGCUCUCUGCUGGUUGUGGAGCAUGUUUACGAUUCUCCUUCGAGGCCCUUGGGUAGCUCAGUCUGUUGGGCAUCUGCCUUUGGCUCAGGUCUUGAUCCCAGAGUCCCAGGUUUGAGCCCCACAAUGGGCUACCUGCUCAGGGGGCAGUCUGCUUCUACCUCUGUCCCUCACCCUACUUGUGCUUUCUCUCAAAUAAAAUCUUUUAUUUUUUUUCAAAGAUUAUUUAUUUACUUAUUUAUUCAUGAGAGAGACAGAGAGAGAGAGAGGCAGAGACACAGGCAGAGGGAGAAGCAGGCUCCUUGCUGGAAGCCCAACGCGGGGCUCGAUCCUGGGACUCCAGGAUCGCGCCCUGGGCCAAAGGCAGGCGCCAAACCACUGAGCCACCCAGGGAUGCCCUAAAUAAAAUCUUUUAAAAUAAGAUUCUCAUCCCUCUGCCCCCCCUCAACAAGUGCUCUCUCUCCCUCUCAAAAAAUAAGUAUUACAGUCAUUUCAUUUUUUCUUAAGAUUUUAUUUAUUUAUUUAUGAGAAACACAGGGAGAGGCAGAGAUGCGGGCCCAGGGAGAAGCAGGCUCCGUGCAAGGAGCCAGAUGUUGGACUCUUCCAGGAUUACGCCCUGGGCCACGGGCAGACACUCAACCACGGAAACACCCAGGUGUCCUCUAUUCCAGUCAUUUUAGAAGAUGGACUGCAUUCAGGGUGCCUGGGUGGCUCAGUCUGCCAACCAUAUGCCUUUGGCUUAGGUCAUGAUCUCGGGGUCCUGGGAUCAAGCCCUUUGUUGGGCUUCCUGCUCAGCAGGGAGUCUGCUUCUCCCUCUACCUCUGCCUCUCUACCCUUCUCCCUCUGCCCCCACCCCCUCCUCAUGCUCUCUUCUUGCUCCCUCGCUCUCAAAUAAAUAAAAUCUUUAAUAAAAAAAAAGAAGACUGCAUUCUGCAAAAGGCCUUUUAGAAAUUAUAUAAAUCACAUUAUUUUUUCUUUAUUAUUAUCUUUUGUUAUGUGAAAGGAUUUUCUAAUAUUGAAUCAAUCUUGCAUUCUUGCAGUAAAUCCUACUUAGUCAUGAUGUAUUCUUAAUAUGUGUGACUUCUAAUAUUUUAUUUAGUACUUUAUUCUUCAAUGUUUAUAUGAAAUUGGCCUGUAAUUUAUUUUUUUUGUACUACAUUUUCCAGGUUUAGGUUUCAACAUUUUAAUUGCAUCAUAAAAGCAAUUCCUUUUUUGUUCAUUUUUAAUACUCUAGGACAAUUUAUAGAGCACUGGAAUUAGCUGGUCUUUGAAGCUUGAAUUCUAAUGUAAAACCAUCUGAGUACUUUUCCUAUGUGAUAGUUCUUUGGUAACUUGUUCUGUUUCUUCUACAAAAAAAUGGUCUAUUUAGGCUAUUUAUAAUGAGAAUCAAUUUUAGUAAUGUAUUACUUUGCCUAGAAAACUAUCCAUUUCAUCUAGAUUUUUAAAUUUAUUUACCUCGAAUCUGCAAUAUAAUCAGUUAUAGUAUUUUUUAAACAGCUUUACUGGAGCGCCUGGGUGGCUCAGUUGUUUAAGGGUCUGCCUUUGGCUGAGGUCAUCAUUUCAUGGUCCUGGGUCUGGCUUCCUGCUCAGUAGGGAGCCUGCUUCUUCUUCUGCCUGUCCUCCCACUUGUGCAGUAUUUCCCAAAUAAACAAAAUCUUAAAAAAAAUAAACAGCUUUACUGAGGAAAAUUGAUGUAUAGUAAACUGCAGAAAUGUACAGUUGAACAUAACUUUUAACAUGUGCACAUCUGUGAAACAAUUACCACAAUCAAUAUAAUGAACAUAUUUAUCACCCAAAAAAGUUAACAUGUGUGCCUUGAUAAUUCCUCCCUCCCUCCCUUCCCUGCAUCCUGCCCUCAUCUCCAAGCAAACUCUGCUCAGCUUUCUGUUGCUAUAAAUUUAGUUUGCAUUUUUUAGAAUUGGAUAUGAAUGUAUAAAACAGUACAUUAACUGUUUUGGUCCAGCUUCUCUUAUUCAGCAUAUUUAUUUUGAGAUUCAUCUGUGUUGUUGCAUAUAUCAACAAUCCUUUCUUUAUACUGUUGAGUAUUCCAUUGUAUGGAUACACCACAGUUUGUACAUUUACCUGUUUUUUUUUUAUUUUUUUAUUUUUUAUUUAUUUAUUUUUUUUUGUACAUUUAUUUACCUGUUGAUAGACAUUUGGGUUAUUCCCAUUUGAGAGCUCUUAAAAAUGAAGUUUUGAAGUAUGAACAUUUGUGUAUAAACAAGUCUUUGUAUAGACAUGUUUUCGUUUCUCUUCAGUAAAUACCUAGGAGUGGGAUGGUUGAAAUUACUUGCUAAGAAUAUUUUUAACUUUUAAAGAAACUCAAAUUGUUUUCUAAUAUUUAUUCUCUUUCACAUUCCUACCAACAUUCUAUGGGCUUUCCUUAACUACACAUUCUUGCUAAUGCUUGGUAAGGUCAGUCUUUGAUUUUAGACAACCUAAUAGAUAUGUACCUUAUUGUAAUUUUAAUUUGUAAUUCUAAGGACUAAUGAUUGAGCAUCUUUUCAUGGGAUUAUCGGUCAUUCCUAUAAAGCCUUUUCUGAAGUAUCUGUUCAAGAUUUUGCCCAUUUUUUUCCUUGGGCUGUUUGUUUUCUAAACUUAUAUAUUCUGGAUACCAGUCCUUUAUCAGUGCAAUGAUGUAUGACUAUUUCUUCCAGUUUAUGGGCUAUCUUCACUCUAAUACUGUGUUUUGAAGAGCAGAAUUUUUAAAUGUUCAUGAAGUACAAUUUAUCUUUUUUUUUAAGACGGGUCAUGUUGGUGAUAUGACUAAGAAAUCUUUGCCUAACCCAAAGUCACACACACACAAAAAAAAUGUAAUUCUUUUUUUUUUAAUUUUUUAUUUAAUUAUGAUAGUCACACACAGAGAGAGAGAGGCAGAGACACAGGCAGAGGGAGAAGCAGGCUCCACGCACCAGGAGCCCGACGUGGGAUUCGAUCCCAGGUCUCCAGGAUCGCGCCCCCGGCCAAAGGCAGGCGCCAAACCGCUGCACCACCCAGGGAUCCCAAAAAUUGUAAUUCUUUUAGGUGCUUCGUAAUUUUUAGUUUUUUCCUCCACUGAUUUGCCUUCAAAUGAUUGCUGAAACGUUGUUCAUAUUCAUGCGAGUCUAUUUCUGGACUUCCUAUUCUGUUCAAAUGAUCUAUUUGUUUACCUUUACACUAAUACCAUUCUCUCUUGAUUACUAAUAUCUUUAUAGUAAUUCUUGAAAUCAGUUGCAUUAGUCCUCCAACCUUUUCAAAGUUGUCUUGGCAAUUGUAGGUCAUUUCCAUUUCCAUAUGAGUUUUGGAAACAGCUUGUCAAUUUCUUCCAAAACAUCUGGGAUUUUACUUUGCAUUGCAUUGGAUCUAUAAAAAAAAAAAUUGGGGAGAAUUGACAUCCUAAGAGUACUGAGUAGUCUAACAUAUGAACAUUGUAUAUUUCUGCAUUUAUUUACAUCGUUUUGAAUUUAUCUUGGCAACAUUCAGUGCAUAGGGUACAUGUAUAAUCAGGUCUUAAUUUGUAGCUUGAAUGAAAAAUCUUUCUUUUUUUUAUAGAUUUUAUUUAUUUGAAAGAGAGAGCAUGAGCAUGAGCAGGGGGAGGGACAGUGGGAGAAGCAGACUCUUCACUGAGCAGAGAGCUUAAUGUGGAGCUCGAUCCCAGGACCCUGAGAUCAUAACCUGAGCCCAAAUCAGACACUUAACUGACUGAGCCAUCCAGAUGCCCCCCCCCAAUCUUUCUUUUAUCAGGGACUUCAUUGGCCCAGCUUCCAUUUCAAUCACUCCUCUAAUAUCUUCCACUUUCUUCUUCUUUCCUUUCGCUUUCAUUCUCUUUGUUUUCCUGCCUUUCCUGCCUCAGUGCUCCUUUUAUUUUUUACAUUUAGGAUUUUCUACCCUAGGUAUCUUUCGAUGUAGUGUUUGUUUUUCAGGUAACUUUCUUCCAUUUCCUUCCAGGUUCAAUCAGCUCUCUUUUCAUUUCCUCCUAGUUUUUUGAUCUAUCUUUGUUUUUAAUUUUUGAGUUUCUUUUUUUUAUUUUUUAAAAGAUUUUAUUUAUUUAUUCAUGAGAGACAGAGAGAGAGAGGCAGAGACACAGGCAGAGGGAGAAGCAGGCUCCAUGCAGGGAGCCCGACGUGGGACUCGAUCCCAGGUCUCCAGGAUCACACCCUGGACUGAAGGCAGCGCUAAACCGUUGAGCCACGCGGGAUGCCCCUUGAGUUUCUGAUUCAAGGUGUUUUUCAUAUCUCUGAUGCUUGUUUGAGAUGUUCAGUUUACUUUGCAGUAUUUGUUUCAUUUUUCUUUUUCUUCAAGGAUUUUUGGGGGAGUGGGCUAGUUGAUUUGUAUUACCUGAGGUGUGUUGGUUCUGAUUUUUUGUUUCCAUGUAGUACCUUUUCCUAUAUUUUUUUCACAUUUUCCCCUGUUCAUAAACUUAGGGUGUGUACUAGAUUCUUUAUUCAGUGGUUCCUUCUGUCAGUGUAACAAAAUCCAGUUUCUUUAGUAGAUGUUUUUAUGCAGACUGUGUGAUUACUGGUUUUGAGAUUUCUUUGUGUGUAUAUAUAUAUAUCUUGCAGGAAUCUUAAAAGUUUCCUCUUUCACUCUUUAUCCCUUUCACUACAAAUUUACCAAAAACUGUUUUUUCUUUACUCCUCUCCCUUUCAAAGUAUGUCUUUUGAAGACUGCCACCCUGAGUUACAUACUCUCUUAAACCCCUUGCUGUGUUCUCAUACCCGGUAUAUUUUCCCCAAUCUUCACACAUAGGAUAGACUCCCUCUUUCUGAUGGUGAUUUUAGAGUAACUUUUAGGGCCACUACUAGCUCCCCUCUUCUCUUUUCUAGGACUUUCUCAGACUGCCCAUUUCUCACCACAGAGCCUUGCCAUGG
Molecule: messenger RNA, 18358 nt
Organism: Nyctereutes procyonoides (raccoon dog)
Lineage: Eukaryota; Metazoa; Chordata; Mammalia; Carnivora; Canidae
Gene: ZSCAN12
Product: zinc finger and SCAN domain containing 12
Exons: 14
Biological process (GO): regulation of transcription by RNA polymerase II
Molecular function (GO): DNA-binding transcription factor activity, RNA polymerase II-specific; RNA polymerase II cis-regulatory region sequence-specific DNA binding
Source: RefSeq, a predicted model, not a curated record